AUGGGCCCACGAAGCCAGGCGCAGCCGCGCGGGCGUGCGGAGCCUGUUGAGGCCGAGAUGCCGCUCGGCAGGUACUUGGCAUCGACCGAGAAGCGGGUGCGUGACCGGGCGAUUCGCUCGCUCGCGGCGUUUGUGCUGAUGCGCGCCCAGGAGGGGGGGUUGUCGAUGUCGCCGGCGGAGCUGUCCAAGCUGUGGAAGGGUCUCUUUUAUUGUUUCUGGAUGAGUGACAAGCCGCUUGUGCAGCAGCAGCUGGCGCAGGAGCUCAGUGAGCUUGUGCUGAUGGUCGCAGGUAUAGAUACGCGGAGCGACGAGGCUCAGGUGGCGUCGUUGCGGCAUGCGCUGGCGGCGCUCGACUUUUACCAAGGGUUUUGGCACACGAUGCAGGCCGAGUGGCUGGGUGUGGACAAGUUCCGCAUUGACAAGUACUACCUGCUCAUGCGCCGCUUCUUGCAGGCGGGAUGCCAGCUGCUGCUCGUGUAUGGGUGCGAUGCGCUGCUGGUGGAGCGGUACGUGCACAUCAUGCGCGGCACCGACGGCCCGCUGUCGUCGAACAAUGUGCAUGUGCCCGACAGCAUUACGUACCACAUAUGCGAUGCGUUCCUCGCGGAGCUCGACGCGGCCGUGGCGGCGCAUGCGGAGGCGUCGCCGGCGGUCCCGACGAUCGAGCUCCUGGCCCCGUUCAUGGACCUCGCGGCCACCAGCACGUCGAAGCAGGUGCACGAGCGCGUCAUGUCGCGCGUCAUUGACCCGUUCCUGGCGGCGUGCCAGAGGCGCCUGGCGCAGUCGACCGACGAGGCGCACGCUAGCGAGGAACACGAGCCCCUCGAGGCCCUGCUGUCUCAUACGCGCCUCGAUACGGGCGUCGCUUCGUGCAGCGACGUGUACAGUGCCGCGCUGCAACGCCUCAUGCGCGCCGCGAGUGCGCCGGAUACCUAUGCGCCCAGCCGCCGGCACUUGUACGCUCGCUGGCACGAAGCGGCGCAGGCCACGGAUCUUGAUUAG
Molecule: messenger RNA, 1002 nt
Organism: Malassezia restricta
Lineage: Eukaryota; Fungi; Basidiomycota; Malasseziomycetes; Malasseziales; Malasseziaceae
Product: ribosomal RNA-processing protein 1
Exons: 1
Coding region: 1-1002 (333 amino acids)
Biological process (GO): rRNA processing
Cellular component (GO): preribosome, small subunit precursor; nucleus; preribosome, large subunit precursor
Source: RefSeq, a predicted model, not a curated record